Messenger RNA from Carassius carassius (crucian carp), 921 nucleotides. It is a transcript of the gene pabpn1l, whose product is annotated as PABPN1 like, cytoplasmic. The transcript has 7 exons. Gene Ontology annotation, molecular function: RNA binding. The record is from RefSeq and is a predicted model, not a curated record. Bases 116 to 610 code for a protein of 164 amino acids. NCBI's taxonomy places the organism in Eukaryota, Metazoa, Chordata, Actinopteri, Cypriniformes, Cyprinidae.
CACAAUUUGAUUAAGUUAGUCGAGUCAGGUGUGUCGUUAAGGGUUGUAACAGAAAGGCUGUUGUAAACCAGCGUAACAGAACCACCAGUUGCUGGAUGCGAAUCGAACUCUUGAUAUGGAAAUGGACGAGUCUGACAUGCAGUAUGAGGAAGAGAGACCGUUUCCCUACAGCCCUCAGGCAGGAUUAUUCUUCAGUAUGAACCAUGAGGAGAAAAUAGAUUCUGAUAGGAGAUCUAUCUAUGUGGGGAAUGUGGAUUAUGGAGCGACUGCAGAUGAACUGGAGAUGUACUUCAAUGGCUGUGGUCACGUUAACAGAGUUACAAUCCCGUAUAAUAGAUUCACAGGCCAUCCAAAAGGUUUUGCCUACAUUGAGUUCUCGGAGAGGGAGUCUGUGAGGUCUGCCAUGACUUUAGAUGAAACACUAUUCAGAGGACGUGUCAUUAAGGUAUUGCCAAAAAGAACAAACAUUCCAGGUUUCAGGACUACAGACUUGCGUGGAGGUUGGUCCCGAGGAAGAGGUUUCCGUGCUUCGAGAUUUUUCAACCCAUUCAGGGGCUGCCACUUCAUUAGGGAAAAUGGAAGAGAUGAUCCUUGGGUUGAUUCUUUUUGACAUUCAAUUUGGACUUUUCUGUUAUCUUCAAAGCACUUCUUGGUGCUGAUUAAUUUGUUUCAGUAAUUGCAUGACGGGAGCCCAGCUAUUAUUUUUCUGUGUGUGUAGCUUGAAUGACACGACAAAAACGGAGACUUGAUUUGUAUUGAUUGGUUGCUAUUUUAUUUAUAUUUUAUUCUAUUUCUUUCAAAUACUAUGCCUGUAAGAGGCCGAGAUGUCUUGUGAAUUUCAGUACUUUGUCUGUUUUGGAAUUUCAGUGCUUAAAUUUAAGUCAAAUCAAUGCAAAUAAAAAUCAACAUUAUCACACAUCA